Molecule: messenger RNA, 1146 nt
Organism: Darwinula stevensoni
Lineage: Eukaryota; Metazoa; Arthropoda; Ostracoda; Podocopida; Darwinulidae
Source: the annotation of a GenBank genome assembly
AUGGAGGAAGUGGAUCCAGACGCGGCCGGGGUCGUGGAGGUCGUGGGGGAGACGCCGGGGAACCAGACCGGCUACGGGGCGUACUUCAACGUCACGGCGCAGCUCUGCAUGGACUUCGCCUUGCCGCUCUACGGGUACAUGAUGCCGAUCCUGCUCGUCGUCACCGUCAUAUCCAACACACUCAUCAUCUUGGUGCUCAGUAAGAGGCACAUGCGCACGCCGACCAACAUCGUGCUCAUGACCAUGGCACUCGCCGAUCUCUUCACCAUGAUCUUCCCGGCUCCUUGGCUCUUCUACCUGUACACGCUGGGCAACUACGUGCGUCCCAUCAGUCCGACGUCUGCUUGCUAUGCUUAUGCGAUCAUGAUGGAGAUCUUGCCGAAUCUAUUCCACACGGCGAGCAUCUGGCUCACGUUGGCGUUGGCCCUUCAGAGGUACAUCUACGUGUGCCACCCGACGACGGCGCGCACCUGGUGCACCAUUCCCAGGGUGCUCUGGGCCAUUUUCUCCAUUUUUCUCCUCUCCGUGCUCCAUCAGGGCACGAACGCGCUUUCUCGCAAUUUCGUCUCUGCACCUCAUCGAGAAGGAUGCCUCGUCACGGAGGCGUACUGGGUGGAAUUCCUCACCCCCGAAGUAUAUUACAGUGUCUACUAUUGGUUUCGCGUGGCGUUCGUGCACACUCUCCCCUGUCUGUUUCUGGUCAUCCUCAACGUCCUUCUCUUCUCGGCGCUGAAGAAGGCGGAGCGGAAACGGAAGAACCUGUUGAAGGACAACCGCAAGAACGAGAGCCGGAAGAUGAGGGACUCCCAGAGCACGACGUGCAUGCUCAUCGUCGUCGUGAGCGUGUUCCUCGUCGUGGAGAUCCCCUUGGCCGUCCUCACCUUCCUGCACAUCCUGCAGAGCGUCUACACCUCCGUCCUCAUCGUGGAGUACGAGGUGGCCAACUGUCUCAUUCUCUUCUCCAACUUCUUCAUCGCCGUCUCCUACCCCAUCAACUUCGCCAUCUACUGCGGGAUGUCGAGGCAGUUCCGGGAGACCUUCUCGGACCUUUUCAUGAGGCGGGACGCCUCGGAGAUCGUGGACACCACGACCACCAUGGUGAACGGGACCCGAACGAACCUCGAGAGUAACGAAACCGUUCUUUAA